Molecule: messenger RNA, 1152 nt
Organism: Suillus subaureus
Lineage: Eukaryota; Fungi; Basidiomycota; Agaricomycetes; Boletales; Suillaceae
Product: Sec63 domain-containing protein
Exons: 3
Coding region: 1-1152 (383 amino acids)
Biological process (GO): spliceosome conformational change to release U4 (or U4atac) and U1 (or U11)
Cellular component (GO): spliceosomal complex
Molecular function (GO): RNA binding; RNA helicase activity
Source: RefSeq, a predicted model, not a curated record
AUGACUCAGAACCCCAACUACUACAAUCUUCACAAUGUCAGCCAUCAGCAUUUAUCAGAUCACCUGUCGGAACUUGUGGAGAACACCUUGCAAGAGCUGGUUAACUCAAAGUGCAUGUUGAUAGAGGAUGAAAUGGACGUUUCAGCACUGAACCUCAGGAUGAUAGCAGCGUACUAUAAUAUCUCAUAUGUCACUGUGGAGGUGUACACCCUGUUGCUGAAGGAGCAGAUGAAACUCAAAGGUCUUCUGGAAGUUGUUGCCUCUUCUGCAGAGUUCAGGUCAAUUCCUAUCAGGUGUCACAAAGACACCAUUCUCCACUGCAUCUACAACUGUGUUCCCAUCAAGCUCGAUUGUGCAGACUUCGAAGCUCCUCACUUCAAGACCUUCCUUCUGCUUCAGGCUCAUUUCUCUCAUAUCCAGCUGCCACCAGACUUGGCAGCGGACCAAGUUUUAGUUCUGGAGAAGGUUUUGAACCUGCUAUCGGCAUGUGUGGAUGUCAUGUCCUUGAAUACAUGGCUGAAUGCACUGGGAGCAAUGGAUUUAUUGCAGAUGUGUGUACAGGCAAUGUGGGAGACUGAUUCACCCCUCAAGCAGAUCCUGCACUUUGAACCAGAGAUUGUCAAACAUUGCAAGGAUGCUGGCAUUGAGUCUGUUUAUGAUGUCAUGGAGAUGGAAGAUGACAAACACAGCAAGCUUUUGCAAAUGGAUGGUCAUCAAAUGUGCGAUGUAGCGACAUUCAUCAACUCAUACCCGACCCUUGACAUGUCCUUCAAGCUUGACAAGGGAGAAUAUACUGCUGGUGCACCCAUCACCAUGCAGGUUAAUCUUGCCUGCAAUGGAGAUGAAGAGGAUCCUGAUGAUCAGACUGUUGUCACACCUUUCUACCCAACCAAAAAGAUAGCAAACUGGUGGCUUGUGGUUGGGGAGCCAAGCACAAAACAGCUGCUAUCAAUCAAGCAUGUCACCAUAACCAAGAAUCUCUUGGUAAAAUUGGAGUUCACACUACCGAAAGGCACCCACACUUUGAAACUCUAUGUCAUCUGCAAUGCAUACAUUGGCACAGAUCAUGAUCUGAGUUUGGAUCCUAUUGAUGUUGCAGAGGGCAAGGACAGCAACAGCAAUGAUGAGAGUGGAGAUGAGAUGGACGAGUAG